Acyrthosiphon pisum (pea aphid) is the source of this 1350-nucleotide messenger RNA. Its product is annotated as SEC14 cytosolic factor-like. The record is from RefSeq and is marked provisional. Gene Ontology annotation, molecular function: phosphatidylinositol bisphosphate binding. NCBI's taxonomy places the organism in Eukaryota, Metazoa, Arthropoda, Insecta, Hemiptera, Aphididae. Gene Ontology annotation, cellular component: membrane.
AGUCACACAAACGAGGUCGAACGGUGAACAGCCACUCUCUAAUAUGAUGUACAUAUAUGUAAUAUUAAUCAAAUAAUUUAAUAUUUAGUUUAAUUUGUGCGUUGUAUACUUAAAAUUUUCAUUAAAAAUUCCGCAGUAUUUUAAUUUUUUUUUUUAACAAUAAUGGAAACUUUGGAAAAAUAUUAUAAAGUUACUGCUCAGCAAGAGUAUGAAAAAAAUCCACAAUUAUCUGCCACAGAUGUAGAAGAGCUUCUAAAGUGGAGUGACGAAAAUAUAAAUUUAUAUGGGAAAUUAAUUGAUAUUCAGAUUAUAAUGUUUUUGCAUGCGUGUAACUACGAUAAAGAAUAUGCAAAAAAGGUAAUAAGUCAGUGCUAUAAUUUACGAGCUAAGAAGUGCACUCCCUUCUUUUCGGCAAGAGACCCUGCACAUCCUUUCAAUCAAAAACAAUUGGAUGUUGUUAAUAUAAACAUAAUUCCGGACGAAGAAAAUGGUUACAGCUAUAUAUGGUCGCAAUUAAAAAUCGUGGAUGCAUCACAAUAUUAUCCAACUGUGGCGUCAAAACUAACUUUUAUGGCCAUCGAACUAGACCAAGUCGAAUACGGUACCAAGUCGGGGUACAGAAUGGUACUGGAUUCGAAUAAUUUUAGCUUAAGUCACGCAUUACGUUACUCCCUAUCAAAUGCAAGACAUUUAAUGUUAUACGUCCAGGAAGGUACACCUUUUGUGAUUGAUAAAAUUUACAUUCUCAACGUCACCUCAGGAACUGAAAGAUUAUUCUCAAUGAUGAAACCAUUCAUGAGCACUUCAUUGAUAAAUAAAGUUAUAAUAAAAUCAGUUCCGAAGACUAAUGAAUUUAUAAAAACAUUGCCACAAACAAUAGUGCCUAAGGACUAUGGUGGCCUUGCACCGAUUAUGAGCGAAACAAAUGAAAUCUUAAAACAAAAAUUAUUGGAUAAUCGCGAUUACUUUUUGGACGAAGAAAAAUUAAGAAAUGGUAAUGUUAAAGAUGAAGUAGAUACAACAGUUGGAGAAAAUGACAAGGAUAAUAUAAAUUCUUUUAAAAAUUUAAGCAUUGAUUAAACUUAUUUUAAAUAUAUAGGUAUAUUUCUAACUUAAUUAUUUCAUUCAAACAAUUUCAAUUUGUAGAUACCAUACAAGUUAUUGUAAAUUAUUAUUGAUCAAGAUGUUUUAUUUUUUCAAUAAGCUGACUUAGCUGUUAUAUUAUUAUUUAUUUUAAUAUAUUUUUUUAUUGUAACAAAAAGGGUCUCAGAUUUAUAAAUCGAGGAGGUUAAGUGUCAUUUAACUAUAUUGUUUUUUAAUUUUUAUUUAAAUAAAAAAGUAAAUAAUAAG